Messenger RNA from Australozyma saopauloensis, 528 nucleotides. RefSeq names its product endopeptidase catalytic subunit (gene IMP2). The transcript has a single exon. Gene Ontology annotation, molecular function: serine-type endopeptidase activity. The coding region runs from base 1 to 528 and encodes 175 amino acids. Lineage: Eukaryota; Fungi; Ascomycota; Pichiomycetes; Serinales; Metschnikowiaceae. Gene Ontology annotation, cellular component: mitochondrial inner membrane peptidase complex; membrane. The record is from RefSeq and is a predicted model, not a curated record.
AUGGGAAUCCACCCCUUCAUUAGGACCUCUUUACUCACACUAACAUGGAUCCCCGUUUUGUAUGAAUUCCAUGACCAUGCAUAUCAACCAUGCGAGAUCCGCGGUGCCUCAAUGGCCCCAACUCUUAACCCUGCUACAGAUUCGAUGAAAAAAGAUAUAGUUCUUGUCCAAAAAUUUAACGUAAGAAAACCAGGGUAUUUGAAGAGAGGAGACGUUGUGAUGCUCAGGUCACCAUCUGAUCCUGAGAAGCUCCUUGCGAAACGUGUGAUAGGUGUUCAAGGAGACACUAUCAUUCCAAGAGACCCUAAAUAUCCAAAGGAGAAAGCCUUAAUUCCACGCAACCAUUUAUGGGUUGAGGGCGACAAUCAGUUCCAUUCAAUUGACUCUAAUAACUUUGGUCCUGUGAGCCAGGGCUUGGUGGUUGGGAAAGUUACCAAUGUCAUAUGGCCAAUUCUGAGGUUUGGGUCUGAUGUGCUGAAAGGUGGUCGAAUGCUGAGUGCAUUUCUGCCGAUAUCAUCAGAAAGUUGA